AUGUGUUUAAUUUCUGGGAUUAGUAAGAAGGGUUGUAUAAAUCUGACUAUAUUUGUAUUACCAUAAAUCCUAAUUAUAAGUUAUAUAGUUUUUGUACUUCAUAUUACUCAUCUAGCCAAGCGAAUUCAGUUAUUACCUUAAUAUUAUUAAGAUGAAGUUUAGUAAGGCGAGGAUUAAUAAUAUUUGAAUGAUGAAUUUGAAAUAAAUAGUGGUGAAGUAACUAAAAAGAUAGAGUAAUAUAUAGAAGCAUAUGAUAAUAGAUUUGAUAAAGACGAAAAAUUGGAUGGAGAUUUUAGCUAAAUAGCUGAAGUUGAUAUGUAGGUCUUAGAAAAUGGAAAAAAGCUCAUUGAUUUUUAGAAGUUCUAUCACGAUUUCUAGAGCUAUAAUAUGCCUAUAGUUUUAAGAAAUGCAGUAAAACAUUGGAAGGCAAUUUUUAAAUGGUAGAGUGAUGAAUAUUUAGUUAGUAAAAUUGGGGAUAGAGAAGUUUAAGUUGAAGUUAGAGAAGAUGGAGAAAACAAGUUUGCAUAUUUUUAAAAAAAUUUUGUAAAAUCCAGCAUGAAAUAUAAUGAAUUCAUAUAGAUAUAUAAAGAUCCAAAUAGAAAAGCUAAUUAUUAUUUAGCUGAGUUUGGUAUCCCUGAGGAGAUAGUUGAAGAUAUUGAAGAGAUAGAAUUAGGUUUGUUCAUGAAUUUAGAAUAUACUAAUUUCUGGCAAGGAGCAAGCGGUACUGAAUCUCUUCCUCAUACUGAUGAUAAAGAUAAUUUCCUAUGUCAAAUUACUGGAAAAAAAACAAUAAUAUUAAUUCCACCAACAUAGAGAUCAAAACUAUAUGUGGGAGAUGGAAAAAAUAAAAUAAGAAACUACAGCUAAGUUGAUUUCUUUAAUCCAAAUUUAUAAAAUUUUCCUUUGUUUUCUCAAAUAAAAGGAAAAAUGAAGGUUGAAAUAAAUCCUGGUGAUGCUCUUUUUAUUCCAGCUUUUUGGUGGCAUCACGUCAAGUCUUCUAAUGAAAGAAAUUUGGCUAUUAAUUUUUGGUAUACACCUAACUUUAUGCACAGUUUAUUUUAGUCUAUAUUGGAGUCAGAUGAAUUUAAUUAAUGA
Molecule: messenger RNA, 1095 nt
Organism: Tetrahymena thermophila SB210
Lineage: Eukaryota; Ciliophora; Oligohymenophorea; Hymenostomatida; Tetrahymenidae
Product: cupin superfamily protein
Exons: 3
Molecular function (GO): 2-oxoglutarate-dependent dioxygenase activity
Source: RefSeq, a predicted model, not a curated record